AUGGAAUUCGGACCUCAAGUGUUAGAAAAUAUUGCGUUAGCUGGUGACGCAGCUCAUAUACCAGACAAGAUAUUCGCCAAGUUAGUGACUUGUGCAUGUCAAGGAGUGUUAAAUGAAGAUCAGCGAAAUAUUGUUGAAGAGAAUCCUGCAUUUAAAGAUACAAAUAAGGCAGUUCUGAAAGCAGCCUUCAGUGGUCUUGUUACCUUGAUUAUUGAGGCAGCCAAACAUGAUAGUAGUGACCAAAACAUUAGUUCACUGUUAGAAGAAUGCAAGUACACAGCAGAUAAAAUAAAUGAAUUCAGCAAAAUAUUUUUACCUCAGAAACCACACAUCCAGCUUCUCCUUGGGAAAAUUGGCUUCAGUUUUCCCCAUAUAGUUGAUGUAGAUUGGAGAUUAGAUUACUAUAUCAAGAAUAACAAUGUAGAAAAAGUAAAUUCCGGUGUGUACUUGAUUUCCCUGAAGACAGAGAUACCAGGAGAGCAUGAGCUGAAGGAUUUUCAGUUUUCAUGUACUGUAGAACAACUGCAGGACCUUGUGGGAAAACUGAGAGAUGCCACCAAAUGCAUGGAGAGAAUUGCUCAAGUUUAG
This is a messenger RNA of Candidula unifasciata, 588 nucleotides long. NCBI's taxonomy places the organism in Eukaryota, Metazoa, Mollusca, Gastropoda, Stylommatophora, Geomitridae. The record is from the annotation of a GenBank genome assembly.